GGCGCCGCCUCUGAAACCCCUUAGACCUUGGCUGUGUUUCGUGGACGUGGAGUGCACUCCCAGUAUCUCCUUUGCAAAUGGGCUCUGUGGCCUAGCGUUUACUCCCCUGAGCCUCGCCACCUGUGAUCUCAAGCCGUGAGGGUGCUGCUGGCAGCAGCGCUGAAAAGAAACAAGGAUUGAUAUCUGUACAAGAACUAAGAUCAAGUAACAUGGCAGCAAUCCCAUCAAGCGGCUCACUUGUGGCAACCCAUGACUACUACAGAAGGCGUCUGGGUUCCACUUCCAGCAACAGCUCCUGUGGAAGUGCUGAAUACUCUGGGGAGGUUAUUCCUCACCAUCCGGGUCUUCCCAAGUCUGACCCUGGUCACUGGUGGGCUAGCUUCUUCUUUGGAAAGCCAACCCAUCCCGUCAUGACAACUGUGUCGGAAUCCCCAGAGAAUUCAGGAACUUUCCAGGUGGCCAACGGCGUGAUCACUUGUGGCCUGGCUCAGGAAGUAAUGAGGAAGCGCCACGCCAGUGAGCCCAGCAAACCGAGUGCUGGGCCGUCUGCGUGAACAGGCUGGCACAUCUUCCUGCUGCCCGCCUGGUUGCUGCUUCUGAUCCAAACGCUAGGAGUCAGAGCCCAUUUUCCACUCCCCUUCCCCGUAGAGUAGACAGGCUGCGUUAAGUAUUUAGAUGUAGGUUUUUUAAAAAAAAAAACAAACAAACAAAAAAUUUACACCACCUUUGUACUGUUUCAUUAAUUUGACUGUAUUCUUUCCAUACAGCCUUGGUAACACUUUGUUUACUUGUUCAAUGGAAACUAAUAAACUUAAGCAGCCUUUUAAA
Molecule: messenger RNA, 828 nt
Organism: Mauremys mutica (yellowpond turtle)
Lineage: Eukaryota; Metazoa; Chordata; Testudines; Geoemydidae
Gene: PPDPF
Product: pancreatic progenitor cell differentiation and proliferation factor
Exons: 5
Coding region: 210-554 (114 amino acids)
Biological process (GO): multicellular organism development; cell differentiation
Source: RefSeq, a predicted model, not a curated record